AUGGCAAUGCUUGCCCCCAAAACCGCAUUCCCAGCACCGCUGGGCUCCAGCAAUCCCAUGGUUUCCAACGUUUCUACCGGUGCCGCACCGCCCUCAAGACGGGCACCCACAAUCCCGAACCAGGCCACUGCCUACGCCAGCCCGACCGAAUCCGAAUUUUCUGAGAGCGACGGCCCCGAUGCCGUCAAGAACUGGGACGAGGACAGGGUCUGCGACUACCUGAGGAGCGUCAAAUGCGGCGAGUACGAGAAGCUCUUUCGUAAGAACCACAUCAAUGGCGAGAACCUCCUCGAACUCGACAAGGAUGUCCUCAAAGAGAUGGGCAUCGAAAAGGUCGGCGACCGCGUGCGAUUGUUCCUGGGCAUUAAGAAGUUGAGGACAAAGGCCUACGCCAACCAGAAGAAACGGAAUAGGGAUUCGUUUGGUGGCCUCGACCAAUUCACCCCGUCAUCGGGCGGGUCUUCUCGACCAUCUGCUUCAAGUGCUCGUACCGCCCCCACGCCUUCCAUGAACAAGCGCUACUCAAGACAAUACGACUCCCUUCCCCUGGAGGGCGCUUCUUCUCGUCCCAACUCACCCCUUCCCGGCACGGAUGCCAUCCGCCCUCUGCGAACAAGAUAUGGCCAAAGUCCCGGCUAUAAUCAGGAUGUUAUCCGCGUCAUUUCCACCGGAGGAGUCACAAAGGUCGUCAAAAUCGCUGACUGCAACACGUGUGAGGAGGUCAUGCGAGUUACCCUUAGGAAGUUUGCUCUACGAGAGGAUCAUGAGAGGAACUAUUGCUUCUGGGUACUGGCCGGAAUUGAGCCGGACCCGAACCAAUGCCGGCGACUCGGCGAUACGGAGCUCUGGCGGAUUAUCAAGGACCAGAAACGCCCUGAGCGGAAUCGCCUGAUUCUCCGCCGUGUCCCUGCCGGCGAGCCCGGCAUGCCCGAGCUCGAGAGAGCAGCGGGCAUCGCCAUUGAGGAGGCGCAGCAAAACCACAGUCGCGCCCUCGAGACUGUGGAUAAGAGAAGCCAGAUGAAGGUGCAAAAGCUUCUGGGUGAGAGAUGGAACGAUGAGCUGCAACAUCCUCUCUCCCCGGUCUCUUUCCACGACCGAGAGCGCAAUGUGUACAACACCGCCAAGGAGCUGGAACGUCCCGCAUCCAACGACGGCCCUAGAUCUGCCGGCGGACCCAGGAGGAAUAAGGGCAUCUUGCGGUCGUUUGGCGGGUUGCGUCCUCCCAGCGAGCUCAUCGCCUCGGACCUCACAUCCUAUUUCCCGGAUCACCCAAGAGAGGAGAUUGACAGGACCGCUCGUCUGUCCAUGAGAAGAUCGACUCGUCUGAGCAAGGUCAACAGCCGUCUGAGUGUGGCUAGCAACCUCAGCUUCGCGUCUAGCAUCCAAGAUGCACCCCCUAUUCCGACCAUCGCCGACAGCUGGCUUCACGCUGGAAGUGCUCCGAAGGCGCGAUCAGGCCUGCGGGUCACCCACUUCCGCGACUCUGUCGCCUCUUCCAUGCUCGACACCUUGCAAGAGGAGUCGCCUGUCGAGCCGAACCGCAAGUCCUAUGUGUCAUUCGCCGACAGCUCCGACGGUGCUAGUGCAGCCGCUCUCAGCGUGACCGACCCCGAAGGUAACGUUACGCGGCGAAGCUACUUCGAGACCGACGGCUCAACGGGUUCAGGUUCCCUCAAAGAUCUCACGGCGGCGCUCAACGAAGACGGCGAGGACGCCGAUGAGGAGCUUGAGAGCUUCCUCGCGGGAGAGUCCUGGUCUGACGACAAGUGGAUGAAGGGAGCCCUCAUCGGCCAGGGCUCCUUCGGUUGUGUCUACCUCGCCCUGCAUGCCGUGACCGGUGAGCUUCUUGCCGUCAAGCAGGUCGAGGCGCCAGCCCCAGGUGCCAACAGCCAAAAUGAUGCACGCAAGAAGAGCAUGAUCGAGGCCCUUAAGCGGGAAAUCAGUCUGCUCCGCGACCUUCGACACCCGAAUAUCGUUCAGUAUCUAGGUUGCAGUUCAUCUACCGAGUACCUCAACAUUUUCCUCGAGUACGUCCCCGGCGGUUCCGUCCAGACCAUGCUCAACUCGUAUGGUGCUCUCGGAGAGCCCCUUGUGCGCAGCUUCGUCCGCCAGAUUUUGACUGGUCUGUCGUAUCUGCACGAUCGUGAGAUCAUCCACCGAGAUAUUAAGGGUGCCAACAUUCUCGUGGACAACAAGGGCACUAUCAAGAUUUCCGAUUUCGGUAUCUCCAAGAAGCUCGAGGCUACCAACAUCCUGUCUGGCGCGAACAACAACAAGCACCGCCCCUCCCUCCAGGGCUCCGUCUUCUGGAUGGCUCCCGAGGUUGUCAAGCAGACCUCAUACACCCGCAAGGCCGACAUUUGGUCGCUCGGGUGCCUGGUUGUUGAGAUGAUGACAGGCACACAUCCGUAUCCCGACUGCAGUCAGCUGCAGGCUAUCUUCAAAAUUGGUGGCGGUAAGGCGGCUCCCACGAUUCCGGAGCAUGCUUCUGAAGAUGCCAAGACGUUCCUUGCCCAGACCUUUGAGAUGGAUCACAACCUGCGGCCGAGUGCGGACGAGCUGAUGCUUAGCCCUUUCCUGGCUCCCAUCACAUAG
Messenger RNA from Colletotrichum fioriniae, 2595 nucleotides. NCBI's taxonomy places the organism in Eukaryota, Fungi, Ascomycota, Sordariomycetes, Glomerellales, Glomerellaceae. The record is from RefSeq and is a predicted model, not a curated record.